AUGAUUUGCAUAAAUUGUUUGUUGUGCGGAAUUUAUUGGGAUUUCCGGGUAGCAAUUGUUGUCUUCACCAAAACCUAUGCUCAAUCUGCUUGGUGUCUUCAUCAACUGCAAGAAAUCAUUCGAUGGCACCAAUCUUAUUCCCGACAUGUUCUACCUAUAUAUUACGAAGUUGAUCCAUCUGAUGUACGUCUUCAGAAGGGUGAUUUUGGAAAAGCCUUCAAAGCAACUGCACACCAAACAUUCUCGGCUCAACAACUGGAGCAUGGUAUGUCCCGGUGGAGCCAAGCACUCACCAAAGCUGCAAAUUUCUUUGGAUGGGAUGAGAGAAAUCACAGGAGUGAUGCUGAACUAGUGGACAAAAUUGUUAAGAGUCUUCUUAAUUUACCAGUCUUGUCUGCUACUAAAUUUCCUGUUGGACUACAUUCCCGCGCGGAAGAUGUGAUUCGAAUUAUCAAAAGCAAUUCCAAAGAAGUUUGUAUAUUAGGGAUAUGCGGAAAAGAAGAAUCUGGUAAAACCACUCUUGCCAAAGCCAUUUACAAUCAAAUUCAUGGCACAUUCACAGAGAAAAGUUUCAUUGAAGGACAAGUUGGCGGAACAAGAGAGUAUCUUCGUUUACGAAAACAACUUUUUUUAGAGAUCCUAAAAACAAAAAUGGAGAUACCUAGCGUUGAUAUUGGAAGAACUAUGAUUAGGGAAAGGCUUUCUGGAAAAAGGAUGCUCAUUGUACUUGACAAUGCUACUUACUUAAUAUUCUUAGACCUGUGGUAUUGCCGUAAAAGUUUCGAUGAAGGAACUGUCAUAAUCCUUACAACAAGAUAUGAAAGCCUGAUGAAAGAUAAAGUUAAUUGUUUCUAUCGGGUAGAGCUAAUGAAGGCAGAGGAGUCCCUUGAGCUUAUUAGUUCGCACGCAUUCAGAGAAGCAAAACCAAAAGAAGAAUACAAAGACCUUGCAAGAAGAGUAGUUAGUCAUUGUGGAGGAUUACCUCUAGUUCUUGAAGUCAUUGGAAGUACUUUGUUUGAAAGGACGGAAGAAGAAUGGCAUAGUGUACUGUUUCAAUUAAUGAAAAUUUCCUCUGACUAUGUUGAACAGAAACUGAAAAUAGGCUUCGACGGUUUAUUCAAUCAAAUCGAAAAAGAUUUAUUCCUUGAUAUAUGCUGUUUCUUUGUUGGUAAGGACAAAGCGUAUGCUACGAAGAUCCUAAAUGGCUGUGGGGUAGAUACUGAUAUUGGACUAAGACUUCUCAUGGAGCGUAACCUCAUAAAAGUUAACAAGAACAACAAAUUGGGAAUGCAUCAUUUGCUACAAAAAAUGGGAAUAACAAUUAUUCUUGACAAUACAAUAAAAGAACAUGGGAAGAACACGCGACUGUGGUUUGAUAAGUAUGAAAGAUUUGGGACAAAAGCCUAUAAGUGGUUUCUUCCGCAAGGGAAUGUAGAAGUGUCGGUUUCUGAAUACCUUGAAUACUGUUGUUGGAUAACUAUGAAAGAUAUGGGACAAAAGCCAAUAAGUGGUUUCUUCCGGAACUUAAUGAAAUAGAAAUGUCUGCAAAUUCUGAAUACCUUUCACAGGAACUGAGAUGGAUCAUUGAGCAUGGGUUUCCGUCACAAUACCUUCAUAGCGAAUUUUUUGUGCAUGAUACAAUAGCGAUUGAUUUAAAACAUAGUCUUCUGCGACUCGUCUGGAAAAA
This is a messenger RNA of Vigna angularis (adzuki bean), 1687 nucleotides long. Its product is annotated as disease resistance protein RUN1-like. The record is from RefSeq and is a predicted model, not a curated record. The coding region runs from base 1 to 1536 and encodes 511 amino acids. Gene Ontology annotation, molecular function: ADP binding. Gene Ontology annotation, biological process: signal transduction; defense response. NCBI's taxonomy places the organism in Eukaryota, Viridiplantae, Streptophyta, Magnoliopsida, Fabales, Fabaceae. The transcript has 5 exons.